Necator americanus (New World hookworm) is the source of this 561-nucleotide messenger RNA. RefSeq lists its product as uncharacterized. The coding region runs from base 1 to 561 and encodes 186 amino acids. The transcript has a single exon. NCBI's taxonomy places the organism in Eukaryota, Metazoa, Nematoda, Chromadorea, Rhabditida, Ancylostomatidae. The record is from RefSeq and is a predicted model, not a curated record.
AUGCUUGCAUCGGAAGCGGCCAUUGAGGAUCUGAUGACACAAGCCAAGAAGAUUAAAUACGACGUCAUCGGACUGACCGAGACGAAACGACGUUACCCUCAUAACGCCGUAUAUGAAAGUGGAGAAGAACUGUUCUUAGGAACAUGCGACAGUAGAGAUGUUGGUGGAAUUGGCGCCCUCGUCAAAACGAGUAUGGCAGAGAACAUCGACUCUUUCGAACAACUUACUACCCAAAUUCAAACGUCUGCGGAUGAGAAGAUGUGGUCCAAAACCAGCUUUGAUUUUGUCGCUCACGCUCCAACAUCAAGCUACGAAGAAGAAGAAGUCGAAGCUUUCUAUAUGGACCUGGAAAAGUUCUGCCAAGAAGAUCGUGCCUUCUACAAGGCCAUAAUUGGUGAUUUCAACGCCAAAAUUAGCCCCAGAAGAACGCUUGAGGAACUUCCCAUCGGGACCCACAGCCUUCAAUGGAAUGACCAGGGGGAGAGGGUCUCCGAGUUCAUCAUGACGACCAAGACCAUCCAUGGGAACUCGCAAUUCCAGAUGCCUUCCUCUCUACGUUAG